AUGCCUUCACCGACAGACCAGAAUCCUGCAAAUUUUAAUCCUGUAAAUAAAGAUUCUACUGAUAUACCUAAAGAGGGUUCCAUCGAUGAUACGACCAUUGUAGACGAUACGAGUGAUGUCACUCGUAAUGAAUCCGAUGUGGUCGUGAGCACAGGUUCUUCCCCAUCGCAAAUGACAACAUCAUUUUACUCUGAUGGCACCAUGUGCGUUACUACCGCUUCUUCCGCUCCUGCCGUAUCUUCAAAUGAUGCUCCGAAUCCUGCUGUUCCUGUUGCUCAAAAAUCCUCUCAAAAAACGUUGAAACAAUCCGCUUCUCACAGACCUGUUAGAAGAACAAGAGGUGUUCCUAAAACUGUUAACGUCGCUUUGAAUCCUCCGCAUUUACCCGAUUCUUCUUCAGGCGAUAAAAAAGACUCCGUUCCCGUUUCACCCGCGAAUGUCUCGAAUCCAUCUGUAUCUACUUCAUCUACCACUCCUGGUCGAUCGUUACAACCGAUAAUACCGGCUUCCGGUUCUUCAUCUUUAUCAACAAACACUACUCGUCGUGGUUUGCCACAAAAAGAUGUGACUCGUGCGAAUAUUGCUGAUCGUUAUCUAGAAUUCAUUCUUUAUUGCAAUCCUUCCGCCCCAUCUGAUUUGGAUGUGUCGUCUCUCAUUCGUUCCUUCAAUUCCGUUCCAAAAUCUGAUGGUAAAACUUUUGAUACUUGGGUUCUUUUUCAACUUGUCUCUAAACAUCAUUCGGGUGAGAUAAAGACCUGGACUAAAUUGGCUCAGCAGUUGGGUGUUGAACGUACUAAUGAAUCGAGUCCUCAAAAAAUUCAACAAUAUGCUGUAAGACUAAAGAAAUGGAUGCGCUCUAUUCAUAUAGAUGCUUUCUUCGAUUAUAUUUUAUCAAAAUCUAAUGAGUAUUACGAGGAUCCAUAUAAAAAUCCAACUGGUGCUGAUCCUGGUAGUGGCGCUGAUGAUGAUGAUAGUGAUUUAGUAUUAAAAUUAAUUAGAAGGGCUAGUAGUAAACGUCAAAAAAGAAAAUAUACUCGUCGUAAUACUGAUCCUGAAUCUAUGCAGCUUGAUGAUUCUGGUAAGCGAAAAAAGUCUAAUGUUCAGUUCGCUUCUUCUCAAGAGAAAUUACCUAAACUUGGUAAACCGAAAAAUGGUCAUAUUCCAACUCCUAACCCUUCUCCUACUACGAUGCCAGAUAUGAAACUUCUUCAUAAUUCAAAUGUUAGUGGUGAUACUAGUCAUUUUCGUGUUGUAUCUAAUACUUCUGGUGGUCCUGCUACUCAAUUACGAUGGCGAAGUAUUUCUGUUGGUGGUGGUCCUAUACCUACACAAUCUGGUGAAGUUUUAUCCUCUCAACAAUUUUCUCCCUCUGUCACAUCAACAACCUCUCCUCCUCAUAAAACUAAUACUGCUUCAAGACGAAGACAAAGCUCUGAUACUUCUGGUCAUUUUGAUAGUUUUCGACUUUCAAAUAAACGUGGACAACAAAAAACAGAUAGACCUCACUCUCCAACAAAUACUGCUUGGCCAUGGUCUAAUAAUUUACCAAAUAAUACCCAAGAUAAUAAUUCCGGUUUUUCAUAUUCUGAACUUCUUCUACCUCCGACUACUGUAUCAAGUGAUCCUAAGGAAACUAUCAGUCUAUUUCAAGAAAGAUUAGUUAAAGCUGUUGGAAUGCUAGAGGAUAGCCAGCGUAAAAUUGAAAUGUUGGAGAAUGUAGUUCGCCAGAGAGAGGAUGAAGUUAGGAAAAGAGUUGCCAGGCGUCUUAGAGAAGAUGUUGUUUCUCUAUUUCAACGAUAUGAAUAA
Molecule: messenger RNA, 1806 nt
Organism: Scutellospora calospora
Lineage: Eukaryota; Fungi; Glomeromycota; Glomeromycetes; Diversisporales; Gigasporaceae
Source: the annotation of a GenBank genome assembly